Messenger RNA from Lycium barbarum (goji berry), 1929 nucleotides. Its product is annotated as F-box/FBD/LRR-repeat protein At1g13570-like. The record is from RefSeq and is a predicted model, not a curated record. The transcript is spliced from 3 exons. NCBI's taxonomy places the organism in Eukaryota, Viridiplantae, Streptophyta, Magnoliopsida, Solanales, Solanaceae. Gene Ontology annotation, molecular function: protein binding. Bases 483 to 1766 code for a protein of 427 amino acids.
ACUUUCUUAUCUCAUUACACAACUUGUGAUGUUGGCACAUUUUGGUUGUAAUUUUGGUCGCCAUUUCCUUUAUGCUGGUAUUAUAAGAAAAGUUACUCACUACUAUUUCUUUAGUUAUCAGUUCCCAAAAAAAAAAAAAAAUUAUUACUCACUACCUGUCAAAAGAAAAAAGAGGAGAUGUUGACUGAUUUAAUUUCAACUAGAAUGCAACUUUAUGCCUUAUGUUGAUUUGACAAUGUGAAUAGCUGUUCUGUCUAGAUAGUUUGGAGAUAUCUCAUUUCGUAUUGUUGUUUAUUUUCUACGGGUUCUUGGUGAUUAUUUUUAUAAGUGAUCCUUUCAUUCUUGUGUUAAUUUGGCCAUGUGAAUAGCGGCUCUGUUCAGAUAGUUUGGAGAUUUUGUCAGUUCUGUCCAUAUAGUUUGGAGAUUCCUUACUUUGUAUUGUUGCUUAUUUUCUACAGAUUCUUAGUGAUCAGUGUUAUGUGAUGCCUACUGAGGGAAGAAAGCAUUGCCGAAGUUUACCUCCUGACUUCCUUAGCAACCUUCCUAAUAACGUAAUCGAUGUCAUUCUAAUGCGUUUGCCUUGUGAAGAAGCUGUGAGGACAAGCAUCUUAUCAAAGAAAUGGAGGUAUCACUGGUGUAGAAUUACAGAAUUGACGAUUGAUACAUCUCUUUGGGAAACAAAAAAGGAUAAGCUAUACCCUACAGUUAAAUUUACAAAGAUUAUCUACCAGCUUUUGACCCUUCAUGAAGGACCCAUUACUAAGUUCACCCUCGACAUUGCUUCUCUGAAAAGCUGUCCUAAGAUUGACAACUUCAUAUAUUUCCUGUCUAGGAAUGACAUUCAACAGCUUGUUCUUCGGCUUCCAGGGGGUAAACUGUACAACUUGCCUUCCUCACUUUUUACAUGUUUGCAGCUGAGGCAUCUAACUCUUAAUAACUGCUUAAUACAUCCUCCAUCGGCCUUUCAAGGAUUUGAUAGGUUAAUUAGCCUGGAACUACGUAAUGUCACAAUCUCUUCUGAAUUACUCGGGAGUUUAAUAUCUCAUUGUCCAUUGCUUGAGAAGUUGGUGCUGGAAAUCUCAGAAGUUUCAAAUAUAAUAGAAAUUAAUGCCCCCAAUCUGAGAUCCUUUGAUUUCAUAGGCUGUAUAGGUUCUAUCUGUCUCACGAAUGUCUCUCUUCUGGCAAAAGCAUGUCUGCACUGUGAUCGCAGUUCUUCUAUGGAGGCAGACUAUUUUGGUUUUGCAAAGUUUUUUGAGUCUUGUACUGCUCUCGAGGGACUCCUCUUGCACUUCAGUUUUCCUGAGUUAGAGCCUGGCGAACCAGAUGAAGACGAAGUACCAACAAGGCUUCCCUUUGAUGUUAACUGUGUCAAGUGUUUUUACCUGCCUUUUCUUAUUCUGGGGGAAUCAUAUGAGCUCUCAUGUGUUCUUUGCUUGAUAAGAAGCUUCCCAUAUUUAGAGUAUCUCGAAAUACAGGUUGCCAUUGAAGAGGAUAAUGGUAUUGUAGAAUCCCUUGAACUCGAACAUUUCUCAGAUGUGAAAUUUAAUCACCUCAGGGAAGUUAAGAUAGAACGCUUUGAAGGAACAAUGCCUGAGAUGCAGCUUGUCAAGCUUUUGUUAGCCAAGUCCCCAGUAUUGGUGAGAAUUCUAAUUGAUACAUGGCUUCCAGAUGAAGCUAUUGUAACAAGAAUAAGACCAGAUGCAUUCACUGAGCUAUCAAAAUAUUGGCGUGCGUCACCUAAAGCAGAAGUAGUAAAAAAAUCAUGAUCUUUGUCGAUGUAGUAGUAUAACAGCAUGUUUUGCCUUUGCUGAGUUUCUGUAAUAAGAUAAAGAGACAAGUGAAUAUAUGUUGGGAACAUGAGCAUUUCUGGAUGGAUGUUUUGAUUAGUUUGUUUGCCAUAACAUUAUCAUUACAUGUUAGGGAUUUUUA